AUUAGCGUUUCAGAACUACAUCCUGAUGUUGGGUACAAGUGUAAUGAUUCCUUCAUUGCUUGUCCCAGCGAUGGGCGGAAGCGAUGUAAGCUGGUUAUACUCAAAUUUUUUAGUUUGUUAUCAUCUUAAUUCUUGCUUGGUUUAUCUCAUGAAUUGCUGCCACGCCAAGGGAUCUAUGCUGGUAACUUUGAACCAAGUUUAUUGGUUCCCUACUAGUAUUAUUUUUUGAGGUUAACAUGCCAUUGAUUAAUGAGAUAAGGCCUUGUCUUUGCUUCUUUUUUCUGUUUUUCUUCUUUUCCCUUCUUCUCAACUUCACAGUAGAUUGAAAACUGGUAAUCAUAUAUGGUUGAAUUUUGGUCUAGAGGAUCUUGGAGCACUAUUUACCAUGAUAGAUCAUGCAUUUAUCCUUCUGCUAAAAUUGCCUUCUUUUCUUUUAACACCUAUCCUGUUUCUUUAUCCAUUUUUGGCUCAUAACCAGGGGGACAAAGCACGGGUAAUACAGACUUUGCUCUUUGUAGCUGGCAUUAACACCCUUCUUCAAGCUCUUUUCGGGACAAGGUUACCAGCUAUUGUUGGAGGUUCUUAUGCUUAUAUCAUCCCAAUAGCCUAUAUAAUAAGUGAUUCAUCAUUGCAACGGAUUAGUGAUCAACAUGAAAGAUUUAUACAAACGAUGCGAGCUAUUCAAGGAGCUCUUAUUGUAGCAUCAAGCAUACAAAUUAUCGUGGGAUACAGCCAAGUUUGGGGUCUCUUUUCACGGUUUUUUAGCCCUGUUGGUAUGGCGCCAGUGGUUGCAUUGGUAGGCUUGGGACUGUUUCAGAAAGGAUUUCCUUUGCUGGGAAACUGUGUGGAAAUCGGGCUGCCAAUGCUGUUGUUGGUGAUUGGAGUGUCGCAAUACCUAAAGCAUGUGAGGCCAUUAAGAAAUGUCCCUAUUUUUGAAAGGUUUCCUGUAUUGAUCUGUGUUGCAAUCAUUUGGAUCUAUUCUCUUACACUGACUGCCAGUGGGGCUUACCGUUACAAGCCGAAUACUACUCAACUUAGUUGCCGUACUGACAGAGCAAAUCUCAUAUCUACUGCUCCGUGGUUCAAGUUCCCAUACCCUCUUCAGUGGGGUCCUCCUACAUUUUCAGCUGGCCAUUCCUUUGCUAUGAUGUCUGCUGUUUUAGUGUCUAUGGUUGAGUCAACUGGAGCUUACAAGGCAGCAUCUCGAUUGGCUAUUGCAACUCCACCUCCAGCUUACGUAUUAAGCCGUGGGAUUGGCUGGCAGGGGAUUGGCAUCUUGCUUGAUGGUCUAUUUGGAACGGGGACUGGUUCUACUGUUUCUGUGGAAAAUGUUGGACUCCUCGGGCUAAGCCGAGUUGGAAGUCGCAGAGUUGUUCAGAUAUCUGCUGCCUUCAUGAUGUUUUUCUCAACCUUAGGAAAAUUUGGAGCUGUAUUUGCAUCCAUACCUUUCCCGAUCUUUGCAGCACUAUAUUGUGUACUGUUUGGCCUUGUGGGGCUAUCACUCUUCCUUGGGAUUUCCAUCCCACAAUUCUUUAAUGAAUAUUGGAAUCCAACAUACCGAGGUCUCGUUCACACCAAUGCAGGAUGGUUCAAUGCAUUGGUGAAUACCAUAUUCUCAUCGCCGGCAACAGUUGGUCUGAUCGUGGCGGUGUUUCUGGACAAUACGAUAGAAGUGGAAAAAUCGAAGAAAGAUAGAGGGAUGCCAUGGUGGGUCAAGUUCAGAACAUUUAGAGGAGACAAUAGAAAUGAGGAGUUCUACACUUUGCCAUUCAACCUCAACAGGUUCUUUCCACCAACCUAGUGGAGUCCCGAUAGCAGGCAAAAAUCAAAAAGCUAAUUUUCUUUGGCUAAUCCAAUCCCAAUUUGGUAGUAGAUGCCCUAAUCUUUCCUUUUGUUUCCACCACGAAUCCAAUUUUUUGUGAGCCGUUGUAAAAGGGGCCCAGGGUAGGGUUUUAGAGCAUUUAAUCUCUGCUUCUUGUAGAUGGCAAUAAUAAAGGAAAUCAGUUCAUAUUGAAAUUGAGAUCUUCCUUGUCAAUGCUAAUCACCUUGUUUGCCUCUUGAUACUCAAAGUUUUCUGUUUGUUGGGACAAGGAGACAAAAAUUUCAAUUUAGGGUUUAAUUUGAUAAUGGGAGGAACCCCAGGGGCCAAAUCAAAAAACGAAAUCAAACUGAAUAAAUGAAGCCUCAGACAGCCAGUGAAAGUAACAUCAAAAUUAAAAGUUCAGUCGGUAAUUCCAACUAUUAAUAGAAAACUCUUCAUUGGCU
Molecule: messenger RNA, 2265 nt
Organism: Durio zibethinus
Lineage: Eukaryota; Viridiplantae; Streptophyta; Magnoliopsida; Malvales; Malvaceae
Source: RefSeq, a predicted model, not a curated record